CUUCUCAAAGGAGAGAAUGGUUUUUGAGUUCGAACAGAACUGGUACACACAGAGAAAGUAAGUUUUCUCUCGCCAGCUGUUAUAUACGUAUCGGUCCUUUCUCCUUCCAAAACCCUAAUUUACUUCUCGAUUUAUGUAAGAUCUUCUCUGAAAUCGAUUUUUAGGCAGAAUGGCUCUGAUUUGCUGAUUCCGGUCUCGAUCUAGACUUCGGAGGUGCAGUUUCAGGGCUUCGAUCUGAAAAUUCGAUUCUUCAGAGAGUUCCGGAAGUUCUGUUUCUGCAUCUCUACCGAUCGAUGGCAUCCAAACUUGUAAGUCUCUCCGAUCUCAAAAUAUCCGGCUUAUCUAUUUCUGUUUUCAAUUGAUUUCCACCGGUUUGAUACUGUGAUCGUGGGGGACAAGGAAAGUACAACAAACUUAUUCGAUUUUAGGUUCCUUUACUCCCUCGUUUGCUUCAUUCCACUCCUUUUUGUCCAAUGACGGCGGAGAUGAAUGGAACUUUUGAGGUUGAAUUUGAACGGAAGAGCUCUUCGAAUUUGAGUUCCUGUGAAGACCGUGGGAAGAUCGGUGCUGAAUACAACUGCAUUGUGCAUGACGGUGCAGAAGAGAUUGAUCCCGAUGCCAAGGAGGACGGAGAUGCUUCUUAUGUUUUUGUCAAUGGAGCAGAUUCUGCUUCUGAUGAUCUCGUAGAAAAGGAUCUCGAUUCAGAGUGUGUCGUGGAUCCAGCUGAAGCAAUGGAAACGGAGCCUGCAGUCGAGGAAAAACCAGUUCCGGAAUACAAUGGUGGUUCUUCAAGCGGUGUGAAACUGGUCGAAUUUGAAGAAUUGAGUGUUCAAAAGGGAGAUAAAUCUUGUGUAGAGAGGACUUGCAAUGUCGAGGAAAAUAUGGUUCUGCCUUCCAACCAUGGUGAUACCAUGGAAGGCUUGCAAGUCUCACAGAAAGGCGAUGAAAUUGAGAGGAGUAAUACAAUUGAGGAGAAACAUGAAAUACAAUUGGAACUGGAACAGCUAGACAGCGAGGAGAAGGUGGAGAUGCAGAGUGAAUUAGCAUCCUCUGCGGAAGUAGAAGAAAGUCUGAAAUCUCAAAUUACGGUUGGGGAAACUGUUGAACAUGAAAUACAAUGGCCUGGUAAUGAGGGAAUGGAAGAAUUAACUACAGAGGUGGAAGCCAAUCAGGAAAUUCCAAUCUUUAUUACAGAGACUGUUGCGUUGGAAUUGCAACAGCUUGACAAUGAGAAGGUGGAGAAGCAAAAUGAAUUAGUAUCUUCUGAAGAAGUAGAAGAAAGUUCGAAAUCUCAAAUUAUGGUUAGGGAAGCUGUUGAAUAUGAAUUACAACAAAGCAGUAAUGAAGGGGUGAAAGAAUUAACUAUGGAAGUAGAAGCCAAUCAGGAAGCUCUGAUCUCUAUUACAGAGACUGUUGAGUUGAAAUUGCAACAGCUUGACAGUGAGGAGAAGGUGGAGAAGCAAAAUGAAUUAGUAUCUUCUGUGGAAGUAGAAGAAAGUCCAAAAUCUCAAAUUAUGGUUAGGGAGGCUGCUGAACAUGAAUUACAACAGUCCAGUAACAUGAUAGAAUUAACUACAGAAGUAGCAGUCAAUCAGGAAACUGUGACCUCUAUUACAGAAACUGUUGAGUUGGAAUUGCAGCAACUUAAUAGUGGCAAGGAGGCUGCAGCACAAAAUAAGUUUGAGGAGGAUAUGGAGCAGAGUAAGUUAUUAGAGUUUUCUGCGGAGAUAAAAGAAAAUCGGGAACCUCAGCGAACCUUAUCUUUCAAACAGCUCGAGGAGGAGAAGCUUGAGAUGCACCAUCAUGGGGAAGAGGUUGAAGAACAUAUUAAAUUCGAGUCAGCUAAAGAGGAAGAAGAAAAUUUGGAGACUCAAACAAAAGUUACAGAAGCAGUUGAACCCAAUGAGUUUGAUCAGCAACAAAAUUCUGAGGGGAAAGCCAAGCAAAGUCAAUUAGAUUUCGCCACAGAAGUUGAAGAUAGCGCGGAGAUUCCUUUGGAGCACUCCUCAGAAGGCCCCAGGACUGAGCUUGAGCCAAGGCCGGAAGCAGUUAUUGUAGAUACAAGUAUACAAAUAAAGGCUGUAAAUGAUUCUGAUGAAAGGCAAGAAAAGUCUCAGUGUCCUAUUGGUGAGAUGGAGACUGAACUGGAAAGUGCAAAUAGAUCUGCUAGAAAUAUCCAAAGCUUCUACUGUCCAACAGGUGACUUGAAAUUGGAAACUGAAGUUGAAAGUACAAUCAUUGAACAUGAUGAAUGGGUGCCUGCUGAUCCUGUUGAUGAUCCGGGACUACAAUCAGAAGUUGUAAAUUAUUCCCAAAAGAAAAUAGAAGCUUCUCCCACUUGCCCCGUUGAUAAAACAGAGUCAGAAACUGAAGUUAGAAAUCCUUCUGAAGUCAAUGAGAGUUUGGUUGCUGAUGCUGAUGAUAGAAAAUCAGAAAAUGUUGUUCAUAAUGGAUCUGUUGAUGAUGUAGAAAGUAUAACUACUUGCCCUGCUAAUAGUGGGGAAUCGAGAACUGUGGUUGGAAAUGGUUCUAUUGAAGUAGAGAUGGAAGUGGAGGAUACGAACACUUAUGUUGUAAAUGCCAGUACUUUGUCCUUGCCUACCUAUAAUGUUGCUGAUGUGGGAUCAGAAUCUGAAGUUGGAAACAUCUAUCGUGUGAAUGAAGGGGAAAUCCCUACUGCAGAUGUUUCAAAGUUGGAAGUUCCAGUUCAAUUUGGCUCAUUUGGAAUUAAUGGAAGUGUUCCUAACUGUUCCAAUAAUGUUAUAGAUAUUGAAAAUGGAGGUCACUCAACUACUGGAGAAAGUGAUGGAAAGAAAAUUUGCCAAGAAUCUGAGGACAUUGAAGUGUUUCACAGGGAUGAGAGCCCAAGGUCUUCUUCCCAUGAGGGUUCUACUGCUGAUGCUUCAGAUGAACAGAAGGUAGAAGCAGAGGUGGGCAAAAGGCCUUUCCAUUUUUUGAUUAAGGUUCCAAGACAUGUCGAUGAUAAAAUUAAGGAGCAGAUUAGACUUGCUCAGCUACAAGUUGAUGAGAAGACUAAAAAUCGGGAUGCUAUAAGAGCAGCAAUUCAAGUAAAAAGGGCUAGUUGCAGCGAGUAUCGUGAUAAAUUUGAAGGUGCUAAAUCAGAGGAGAGAGCUGCACGUGAUGCACUGAAUGCUAAAAGGCAGGAAAUUGAUUCUCUUCAAUCUGCAAUUUCUAUUGAUGAUAUUGAUGAUAGGAUACAUAAAAUGGAACAUAUGAUAGAACAUGAAACAAUGCCUUUGAAAGAAGAAAAACAGCUGAUACGUGAAAUCAAGCAAUUGAAACAACUCCGUGAACAGCAUUCUUCUAACAUGGGUAGACAGGAUGAACUUCAGCAGGCAGUAGACCGGAGGGACAAUAUUGAAGUGCGAUUUAAGCUCUUAAAGCAGGAAAUCGAUUCGUUAAGAAGAAAUGUUUUGCAAACUGAAGGGAUCACUAAAGCUGUUAGGAAAAUAUACUUUGAGGAAAAUGAAAGGCUAAGGGAUUUACAAGCUCAGUUUAAAGCUGCAGAUGAUCUUCGUCAAGAAGCAUAUACUUGUUUACAGAAUCUGAAGAAAGAAUUCUAUGAUAAGAACAAAUAUUUUCGGAUGUACAAGGAUGACUUGAAGGUAGCCAAUGAUUUUGCAUCUUCUAGAGAUAAAGAAGGUCUUCAACGCCAUUGUCUAAAGCAGGUGGAUACAAUAAUGGAACUAUGGAAUAAGAAUGAUGAAUUCCGGAAUGAGUAUGUUAGAUGCAACACAUUGAGUACACUAAGAAGAUUAAGGACAUUGGAUGGCCGAUCACUUGGCCCUGAUGAGGAACCACCUGUACUACACAAUGCUGCAGAUGAGAUAGUUGAUGGUGCUAUUUUAGCCUCAUCCAAGAUAAUCCUCUCAACUUCAGAACAAGAAAAGUCAGUUACACCUUCAGAAGACGAAAAAGCAGAUUUUAAGUCCAGGGUAAAGGUCGAACAAAAGAACAUUAUAGCCAAAUCUAAGGUCACCAAACCGGCAACACUAGACAACAGCUCUGUGACUGUUUCUGGUAGGGAAGUGAUAAAAGAGGUAAUAAUAGAAGAGAACAUUCAAACAAAAGAGGAAGAGGAACUGGCCAGAAAGGCAGAGGAGUUGAGAAAGGAAGAAGCUGCAGCUAGAUUGAAGGAGCAGCGCCGAUUGGAGGAGAAGGCCAAAGCAAAGGAGGCAGAAGAGAGGAAGAGGCGCAAUGCAGAGAAGGCCCAAGCUAGGGCUGAAUUGAGAGCACAGAAAGAAGCUGAGCUCAAAGAGAAGGAAAGGGAGAAAAGGGCAAGGAAGAAGGAAAGGAAGAAGGCAGCUACAGAAGAAACAACAGAUGGUGUCAAUGAAAGAGAGUCUUCUCCAAGCUCAGAAAACACCCCACCAGAAGCUACACCAGAACCUGAAAUCAAAGAAAAGCCUCCCACAGUGGCAAAGAGGCCUCAGAGACCAUCAUCAUUGUCAAAGCAGAUUAAGACAAAGCCUCUUCCUCCACCUCUUCGCAAUAGGGGUAAGAGAAGGAUGCAGACAUGGAUGUGGGUCCUUGUAGCAGCCUUGCUUGUUCUUGCUUUGUUCUUGGUUGGAAACAUUGGCUUCUCUUAUAAGCUCAGUUCACUAGGCUUUGGGUUCUGAAAACAUCAGCCAAUAUACUAGUAAAAAAUAUAGAGGUUUGAAUAGGAUAUGUCAGUCAUUCUUUUGUGAACCAUUAAGAGGCUUUCAUUUGUUCUAUUUCUUUGUUAUCCCUUGGUUAGUUUUAUUUUGUUAUUAGUAUCAUCGCAUCAACGUCUAGUCUUUAGUAUGUACGAGGAGGGCUUUUUCUUUUCAUACAUUCUCAGCGAGAUUGGUUUUCUGUUAUUUGCUAUAACAAAUACGAUUAAUUUCAUAUGCUGUUUUUUCGUCCAGUACUACAUAAUAAAAGUGAUCCAUUGUGUUUCUUA
Molecule: messenger RNA, 4945 nt
Organism: Nelumbo nucifera (sacred lotus)
Lineage: Eukaryota; Viridiplantae; Streptophyta; Magnoliopsida; Proteales; Nelumbonaceae
Product: calponin-like domain protein
Source: RefSeq, a predicted model, not a curated record